GAAUUACCGGUCAGACCAAGAGUUGCCGGAGCCAGAGCAAAUCCUGGGCAAAAUUUGACUCAAAGCGGCAAGUCCAGCUCCAGUUCAGCGAAUCCUGGUGUGACUAGGAUUGAGCGUGAACCCCAGCUUAAUCAUGGGCUUGACUUGAAACCUGGAUCAUCUCGUAAGCUGGUUUUUCCACCUACACACCAACUGAACACUAAUUAUCAUCAGCCCAAGAUUAUGGCUCAAAAGAUAGCAGAGCCGGACAAUUAA
This is a messenger RNA of Anisakis simplex (herring worm), 255 nucleotides long. The record is from the annotation of a GenBank genome assembly. NCBI's taxonomy places the organism in Eukaryota, Metazoa, Nematoda, Chromadorea, Rhabditida, Anisakidae.